CGUAGGUGGUAGCUGAGUCCAGAGAAACGAAAAUCUGGACUUCAGCUCCUGAACUCCCUUUGUGGCUGUAGUCAUAAACAAAACAUACUGUCAGGCUUACCUUUAAAUGAAAACCUCUCACUGUUUUGUUUGGCGUUUCUUUUUGUCGACACUACUAGAAAGCCCUGUGUGAAUACUCAAACUGCUUACUGCUCUUACCUCCCAGUAACAUUGCAAUGAGACGAGAUGUCCAAGAGGGCCAGGCUCGGUGUUUAUCUCGCCUAGGAAGGCACAAGGAGGCUCUGGAUAUUGCAGAAAAAAUGAGAAACGGCGCUACUAACACAGAUCACUUAACAACGGUUCUCAACCUGCAGUUUGCCAUUUACCAGGGUCUAGAAAAUGUAGAAAAAAAGAUCACGUGUCUGCAGCAACUGAUCUGCUUACAUCCUUUCAGCCCUUGGUACUGGAAGUUACUUGCUGAAGCUUAUAUGAGCCUUUUACAAAAUUUGUCUCCGUUAGUCAUUCCAGCAACAAAUCUAAAUCAGUCUGAAGAGGUUAGUGUAAGCGAUAGUAGUUUCAAAACAUCAACUGGAAGAGAGAUUAAUUUGCAGCCUCACAGAUCAGACGGCCAGGAAGAAGGCCCUUGGUCCAGCCUUGCUAUAGAAACAAAGAGGGAGAAUGCAGUGACUUGUAGGAGCAGCCAAGCUGUAAAAGAAUUCCUCUGCACUUCUGAAGAACCGGGAAGGAUGGACGAAGGGAAACACGCAGCCUCCGAGUCCUGGGAGCAGAACACGUUGAAGAAAGUUGGAAUAAAGGCAUGUGCCUCGUUUAUUAGAGCAAGGCUUUUACUUCAGCUUACCCAGUUGCAACAGUCAUCCUUUGUGCUAGAGAGUAACAUAAAAGGUCAAAAAGAAAUUGAUGACAAAGUGGCACGACUUGGUUUCAAUGGAAACUCCUUGCUGUUGAUGACCAAGAAUGCAACAGACAGACAACUUGAUCAUGACUUCGAAAGUUCUCCUGGACAGCGUGUGGUUCAUGUGUCAAAGGCUUUUCUUGUUAUGGGGCAGGACCUUAUACCAGAAAAACUAAAAGAGGAAUUUCAGGGUGAGGUAAAAUGCAUAGGCCCUUCAGCUCUGUCGUCAUUGGUAACUGCAUCAGCCACAGAAUUUGAAAUCAAAUGGUUUGGUAAUCUCCAAGAUGAUUUAUGACUCUUUGACAGACAAUUCUAUUCAGAUAUAUAUCUCCCACCUUUGGUAACUUAAAGGUUUUGUUGUAUUUAUUCUCAUAUCUUCAAAAGAUUAUGGAAUGAUAUAUGCAAUAAAGUUCAUAUUACAUUUUUUAAGAAUUCUUAUUGUAUAUCUUUUAAGAAUAUAUAUAAAUCUCUGCAUUU
Molecule: messenger RNA, 1369 nt
Organism: Pygoscelis adeliae (Adelie penguin)
Lineage: Eukaryota; Metazoa; Chordata; Aves; Sphenisciformes; Spheniscidae
Exons: 5
Coding region: 216-1187 (323 amino acids)
Molecular function (GO): protein binding
Source: RefSeq, a predicted model, not a curated record